AUCCAAUCCAAUAAGUGGUCACAAGAUUCUGACUGUUUACGUUCACGCCUCUUUCGCAUUCCUUGUUUUAGUUGUUGGGUUACGGGAACCUCAGGAUGCCAGGUACAGUGGGCGGUCUUUCUCAAGACAUUAAACAGGCAGAUGAUGACGUUCGAUCGAUCUGCGAAAAGGUCCGGCCUGAAGUGGAAUCUCGAGCAGGCAAAGCCUUCUCCCAAUUUACCCCACUUCAUUACAAGACUCAACUGGUGAAUGGAGUCAACUACUUCGUCAAGGUUCAGAUCGGAGAAUCCGAGUAUAUUCACGUCAGAGCUCACAAGUCCUUCCAGGGUGAAGUCACCCUCUGGGGACAUCAAGAAAACAAGUCUCUCCAAGAUGAAUUAGUGCAUUUCCAGUAAUGACGCACUUUCUUGUAACUGGUCAUAAUAAACUCCGUCAUCACGUG
Messenger RNA from Ornithodoros turicata, 442 nucleotides. RefSeq names its product cystatin-B-like. Lineage: Eukaryota; Metazoa; Arthropoda; Arachnida; Ixodida; Argasidae. Gene Ontology annotation, cellular component: cytosol. The record is from RefSeq and is a predicted model, not a curated record. Gene Ontology annotation, molecular function: cysteine-type endopeptidase inhibitor activity. The coding region runs from base 96 to 395 and encodes 99 amino acids. The transcript has 3 exons.